Molecule: messenger RNA, 1530 nt
Organism: Exophiala xenobiotica
Lineage: Eukaryota; Fungi; Ascomycota; Eurotiomycetes; Chaetothyriales; Herpotrichiellaceae
Exons: 1
Coding region: 1-1530 (509 amino acids)
Molecular function (GO): protein binding
Source: RefSeq, a predicted model, not a curated record
AUGACAGAAUCUAUUCCCAGGAAAAGUUCGCUGAGCUUCCUCAAUCCUUUCAGGUCGAAACAGACUGGAAGUCGGUCUAGCUCCAAGGCGAAUUCCAUCUCAGAUCUCGACGUUGAAGACUUGAAGGCGGUGGCGCAAAAAGCCCCUCCCUCCAAUAAACUUAGGAAACGCUCCUCUCCAGCGCUACCUAGCAAGAAAUCCAAUAUAGACCCCAGAAAGAACCCCCAAAAACAGUCCCGUCAAAUACGAAAUGCUUCAUUCCCAGCAAUAUCUGUCGCUGAUGAAUGGGACCGAGACGCACAAACGGGUGAACGCAAGGAUCACACCGAGCUAUUGCACAGCCUUGCUCACCGAGACUCGGAGGAGUCGCUUGCAGACAAAACCGAACUAUUGUUUAGAGACAUCCCUCCUCAGCCAGGAUCAGCAUUCUUGUCAAGGCUGCCACGAAGAAUUUGGGACCAAAUUGCCCAUGAUCUGCCACUAGCUGAUGCAGCAAGUCUUGCUCUUUCUUGCAAGUCUUUUCGAGACCUUGUCGGCACGUCGGUCUGGAGCAGUCUCAACAAUAAAGAAAACUUCGAUUCGAAGACUGAUUUCCUUGGACGACUCGACAAACAGUUACCAGACCAUCUCCUCUGCUUCCCAUGCUCAAUUUACCAUAUCAGAAGCCAGAAAGGACAAGAGACAUUGCGGCCAACCAAUAUCGCGAAUCCGCUGUUCAAAUGUCCCAAUGCCUUCAACCCAGAGAAACGAGUCUCCCGCACUCGACUCACAGUUGGCCGCUCGUUACCAUUUCCAUUCGUCCAGCUUGUACUUCGAGCCCGUGAAUAUUCCCCCAACCAUGGGAUUGCAAUAGAUUCCCUGGCUCGUCGAUACAAGGAUCGAGAUGGCGAAUGGACUCACCAGACAAGUUUCGCAAUAGUCAAUGGUCACUUAUUGGUACGCGUCAUCAGUUCAGCAUUCGCGGCGCCCGCGCUCCCCCCUGCAGGACUACGAAAACUUCUCUACUCCCCCAACGAUAACUUCACUCCCUAUUUCUCAGUCUGUGCCCAUUGGAGAGACGGCAAUCUUAUGCCGGCUGUUAAAUGUGCUCUGAGUCACAUCCCUAAGCCCCCAGACAGCGGCGGAGUGGUAGGCGUUGCAGAGAAGGUGAAACUGCACCUACAUCCUACCAACCCACUAAUCACUCUUUGUUCGCAAUGUCGACCAAUGCGCCGUUGUCCCGAGUGCCCGUCGGAAUACCUCAUGGAGUUGAGGAUGCAGGAAGAUAAGACCGACCUUCGCAAAUUGUUCAAGUAUGCCAUUGUUGUGACAAGAUGGAGUGAUCUCGGAGAUGGCUCUUCCCCACAAAGUCCUGAAUGGGCGGCUUGUAAUGGAGAAGCCGAUUUUGAUUCAUUUACAGCACUUGGCAGACGCGCAAUUUCAGGAGUCUUCGAAUCGCAAUUCACGGUGGACCAGAUUCCUGGACAAAGAAUCGUCUCGAUGAAUCCAAGUAAGGAGAAGCGUGGCGAAGCAGGACACGACUGGUACUGA